UGGAUACAGACCCGGGCAUGAAGACAUACAGCUCCGGGUAGACAAUGGACAUAUUUUUCGGCAAGUGGGAGGCCGCGCAGCACAUGCAUGUGCAUGCCCAGAGUGUCAGGCGUGCACACGACACAUCUAUCCAACUAGAUCUGAAGCUUCACAUACACCCAUGCGAGCAGGCCCCGAGCACAUACCCGAGCAUCUACAGCUGCACCACCCCCUCAUAGUAGCCUG
Gloeophyllum trabeum ATCC 11539 is the source of this 225-nucleotide messenger RNA. RefSeq lists its product as uncharacterized. NCBI's taxonomy places the organism in Eukaryota, Fungi, Basidiomycota, Agaricomycetes, Gloeophyllales, Gloeophyllaceae. The record is from RefSeq and is a predicted model, not a curated record. Bases 45 to 218 code for a protein of 57 amino acids. The transcript is spliced from 3 exons.